This is a messenger RNA of Naegleria lovaniensis, 2943 nucleotides long. RefSeq lists its product as uncharacterized. Gene Ontology annotation, cellular component: exocyst. Lineage: Eukaryota; Heterolobosea; Eutetramitea; Acrasida; Naegleriidae. The transcript is spliced from 5 exons. Bases 1 to 2943 code for a protein of 980 amino acids. Gene Ontology annotation, molecular function: SNARE binding. The record is from RefSeq and is a predicted model, not a curated record. Gene Ontology annotation, biological process: exocyst localization; exocytosis.
AUGUUUAGCAGCAAAAGCGAAGAAUACAGACGCACGUCUGUGGUCGAUCAAAUCCUCAUGUCCCGUCAAUCACAAAAAGAACAACUCUCUUCACUCAUCUCCUCUUCCACAAGUUCUCGUUAUUCCACUUCUCCGAAUAAUAAUUUUCUCUCCAUGAUGACAAGUGGCAGCGGAGAUCAAACACCACCUACAAAUCCCGAAUCUCCCUUCUCCAUGCCUCUUCCCAUCAACAAUGAAGAAUACAAUGCCAUGAUGAAUGAAGCAGCUGUUAGCACUUCUCCGACACUCAAUUCAAAUACUUUACAAUUUAUUGGAAAACAAGACGAGAAUGAAGAAGAGAAUGUUUUUGUAUCCAUUAUUAAAAAAUCUUCACAACAGAAUGCUAUUGAGAGUAUUUGCCGAUUAUUGGAGACUCCACAAGAUUUGGAAAAACUCGCAGAUUUGAAAUCCAAUACACAAAAACAAGUUGAAAAAUUGGAAACUCAAGUAUCGACCUUAUCUUCGACACAAAUUGAAGAGGCAGAUCAAGCCAUUCAAUUAAUGAAAAGAAUUCGAGGAGAUGUGAGAGAACAACUUGACGAACGAGUGGAAAAUUCUAUAUUUGGAUUGAUGAGAGAUUUGGGUGAAAGUAACAUGCAAUUGAUUGAACAUUAUGAUGUAGUGAGUGAAAUUCUAUUGGCACACAAUAAUGUGCGAAAGACCAUUGAGAAAUUAGAGACAUUGACUAUAUUGCAAGAUCAAAUUAGAAGAAUUAAGAAGAAAUUGUCGUAUGAGAAUGAUAAAUAUGUGUUGAGUGCACAUGAAGAUAUUAUUGCAUUGGAAGAAAUUAAGGACGAUGCUCUCUCUGAAGUGAAGGCAAAAAUCACUCGUUCCGAUUACAAUGACAUUUUUGAAAAAUUUUUCAACAUGAUUGACGACAUUAGAAAUCGUUUUGAAGAACUCGUGUGGCUUCGAUUGUCCGAUAUUGAAUACGUUGCAGAAAAUGAAUCAGAAGCCAUUGUAAGAAUUGCUAGAAUUAUUGAAAAAGAAGAAAAUCGAGAUCAACGAAAACAACUCGAAUACGAAGACAAACUCGAAGAAGCAAAACGAAAAAAGAAACAAGCUACUGGUAACAAGAGAUUUGCGGAUCAAAAAAAUAAUGACGACUCGGAAGAAAAGUUGAUUUUAAAACCCAAACUUCGCAACAUGAAAGAAGAGUUUUACAAGAGAAUGCGACAACAUGUUGCUGACAAGUAUAAUGAAGCAGUUCAUGAAGCAAAAGGCGCCGACGAUAAAAUUCAAGGCCUCAACAUGUUACUCAGCGACAAGUUAAAUGUGGGUGUGACACGUUAUGUUGUGACAUGUUUUCCAUCCUCUUGGAAUAUUUUACAAUUUUUUUCACAGGCCUAUGAAGAGGAAUUAAUCAAAUUCAUUCAAGGACUCACACAACCAAAAUCUCCAUUUUACAAUAGCUUGUCCAUGGGUGACAAGUUGAAAAUUGUUCGAUGGCUCGAAGAUUAUCCAAGUCUAGUCGAUGAAGCGAUUGAAAAGCCCUAUGAUUUUUCAACGGAUCGAAAUCGAAUUAUUGGAGAUUAUAUUGGUACGAGAUCAACGUUCAUGAUUGAAUAUACAGGAAAUACUGUCGCUCAGGACUUUAAAAACUUUGAAGAAGUUCCACUUAAUGAGAAUGCAAGAGGAUUUCCAUAUACAGCAGCGUGUGUGGAAGUUUUCACAUUUAUUAAUCAACAAUUAGAUGAAUUGCUGGAAACGGGAAUUGAUGACAUCAUUCCAACAUCGAUCAGUGGUUUAAAUGCUGCACUAAGAUAUUUUAUUGAUGCAUCGUAUCAGAGAUUUGAAGAACACAUCACCGAAAUUCCACUCGUCGUUCUGUGUGCUCUUAUGAAUAACAACACCACAAGUGUCGAUUAUUUGACUGUGAUUGAGCAGAGAACCGAACACCUUGUAGCAGAAGAUUACAACGCUUUACGUGAACAAUUUCGAAGGAAUGGCAUUAAAAUGGCUGAAACUGUUGCAGAGCAAGUGGUCAUGAAAGAUGCUCUCACACUCAUGAAAGAUCUUUUCACAGAUUAUUGGAUUACUGUUCCUGAAGAAAAGCUUGAAAAAGAAGAGCUCAUAGAAUAUCUCAAAGAAUGUCCAGUUUACAAAAUUGUGGAAUUAAUUUUCGAACCAUACAUGAGAGAUUUUGAAGAAUUGUUGGAAAUUGAUUUUAGAGAUGUUUUGAUUGAAAAGCUUGCAGAGUUAUUCAUUGGUGGAUAUUUGGAAAAAUUAUUGAACUCGAAAAUCAAGUUUAAAGAGCCCAAACUUGCUGCCAAUCAAAUGAAAGAAGACAUUCGAUUGAUCAAGAGAUUAUUCACGGCUGAGGUGACAAUUAAAGUUGAAGAGAAGGAAUUUAAUGAGCCAAGAAUGGAUACGGAUGAUUUCAAUGAAUAUUAUGAGGCGAUGAAGAGUGUCUUCUUGCAUUUGAAAGCAAAAACACCUGAAGACGUCAUGAAAAAUAUCAAAGCCAUGUUUGAUGUCUAUGACGACAUUUCCAUUGAUUUACUAUAUAAUCUUAUUGCACUUCGAGAUGAUUUCUCCAAAAAGGAACGUCAAGAAAUGGAACAAAAACUUGAAGUCAUGUACAGUGAAUACGAAGACAAGGUCAAUCCAAAUGCCAAACUUUCCAUCUUUGGAAAAAUUGAUAAAACUCCACCCAACAAGAGACGUAAAACCAAAAAGUCGAAAAAUAUCAUGUAUUCAACCAGUGGUUCAGGAAUGCAAAAUUCAUCAGGUAAUUCCUCUCAGAAUGCAUUGUCAGAUUCUCGAAGUGGAGGUGCCACCUCUAAAAACAAUCCAAAAUAUGAAGUGCCAGAAGGUGCUGUCAAUUUGAGCGAGUUAUUGGGAGAUGACAAAUUGGAUUUCUCAUUUGAAGAUGACGAAGAUGAAGAUUAUCAAAGCGAUUAA